Anopheles merus is the source of this 4555-nucleotide messenger RNA. RefSeq names its product YLP motif-containing protein 1-like. The coding region runs from base 277 to 4101 and encodes 1274 amino acids. The record is from RefSeq and is a predicted model, not a curated record. NCBI's taxonomy places the organism in Eukaryota, Metazoa, Arthropoda, Insecta, Diptera, Culicidae. The transcript has 7 exons. Gene Ontology annotation, cellular component: nucleus. Gene Ontology annotation, biological process: regulation of telomere maintenance.
CCAAAUGUCAGUGAGUUGUCAAAAGCUGGUUUAGAAUGAAAAUUUGCCUCAAAACAAAGUGGACGAAAUGAAGAUAUCUUUUUGAGAAAGAAUCGUGUUAUGCCCCCGUUGUUUGAGAAAGAAACGCUGUUCCUUGUAAAGUUAGUGAAAAAUACUCGAGUGUUACAGUGCAACCGUUCCACUCUGAUCGUUAUCCAGCCAAGCGCAGUGGUGGUGGUGUCUUGCGGGCAGCCGUAGGGUCAUGUAAAUUCUGGAAGGAACACACAAAAAAGCAUCAUGUCUUGGCAAAACAAUUGGUCGGCAAUGCCACCGCCGGUCAUGAAUCCGCAGUAUCCACCGCCAUUGCCCACGGCCCAUACAAUGCCCCCAGCUGUGCCGCUACCGGGCUACGGAGCGGUCAAUACCGAUCAGUACAAUCAAUGGCAAUGGCAGCAGUACCAGCAGCAGUACGCCCAGUGGUAUGCAAUGUACGGCGAAAAAUACGCACAGCAAACGGGCAGUGCGUUGCCGCCUGUGGCCGCUCCGAUGCCGCAAAGUGUGCCGAACGUGUUAGCUAACCCUUACGUGGCGGCUCCGCUGCCGCUAGGACCAGCCUUUGGUUCGAUGAGCAUGGUUGCUCCACCACCGCCCUCGGAACCACAUCCGGAUGAAUUGCGGAUGGGCAGAAUUACCGAGAAACCACCUCCGCCGGAAGAGAAAAGUCCCGAGGAGAUCGCCUUCGAUGAGCAGUUUCGCAAAUGGGAGCAAGAGUUUGAAACGUGGAAAAGGACGAAUAUUAAUCACCCGGACAAGGCAGCGUAUCGCGAGUACGAGCAAAAGUAUGAAGAGCAGCGUAAGAAGUUGCUUGAUCAUCGCGAACAACUGCGACGGAGAAAGAGGGCGCAUAGUGCCGCGUCCCAGCCUCCCCAUAGCUCGGCUUUGUCAAUCUCGCUACAGAAACCACCCCCACCACCACCGCAAUCUGCACAACCACCUCCGCAACCUCCCUCGGAACCCCCGCAGCCAUCACAACCACCAAGGCCACCCGGACAGGAACCUACUAACUGUACUUCCAAUACUACGCCAGCAAGCACUGGUGGCAUGGCUGAAGAAAAUACUCAUCAAGCUGGAAGCGAUGCGGCCAACAGUAUGCAUCUACACAAUUUGUUCAGCAGUCCUAGCAAGGCCGGUCGCGAUGGCGGUAUACCCGGUCUGGAUCUGAUCGACGAGACACCUCAACCGGUUCCCAAAAAGGCAAAGUUGGAUGAAAAUGUGAUUGAUCUGUCAAACGAAGAGGAAGAGCCAAAGCCCAAGGAGACCAAACCUAGCCCGGACAACAUGAUCAGCACGCUACUGAACGAUCCAAAUGUGAACGCUCUGUUGCAACUAGUGGGAAAAACAAUUUCAGCAAAUGGUGCAGGCGGCAGUGCCAGUGGAGCAAAUGCGCCAAAUCCUCUAGUUGCCGCUUUAGCUCAGCUAACAAGCAACACUAGCGCAGCUACGUUGGAGCCGUCGAUGCCCAACGAACGGCCAGCUAAUGGUAUGGUUGAAAGAAAUGAACCACAUCCAAACGCGUCUAGAUUUAACGGUUCAAAGGAACAACCGCCAUCGACGAUGCAGUCUGGUGGUGGCACGACAGAGGAAUGUCCCACAGCCGGCUUUCGUAACAGGCCGCAGGGUUUUAAUCCGUAUGUGCCUCCGCCACUAGUAGACGUUGAUCUUAGCCGACCACCUCCUAUGCUACUUCCUCCUGGCAACAAUAGACCACAGCGCGAUCGGUCGAGCAGAAAUUCGGACGCAACGUCUGAGAAUGGGUCGUUCAACGAUGGUUAUUCAGGCGAUGGGUCACCGUUGCCCAAAAUACCACGUUUCGAUAGACCGCCACCAACGUUCGCAGCCAAUCAUCCAGAGUACGAGAUCGAUCCGGAACUGGGUCGUCCUGUGGCCGUGCCAAAACCGGAGUGGAUGACGGAGGAAGAGUACCAGGAAAUUUACGAUCGAUACGAACAUGUGCAAAGCUUCGAUGAGCGUAAAAAUAAGAUGCUGCUAGCGAUUCAAGUUUUGAAAACGUCCAAAUUACGUGCCGGUAUGUUGUUAGAGCCGCCGCCCGACGAGGUGAACCGGGCGCCCGUUGCAAUGCCCAAACCCUUGCCACCCGUUAAGACACCGAUAAAAAGUGAACCUGUCGAUGACUACUUUCAACCGCAGCAGGUGUUUGAUUAUUCCAACUGUAGGAAUACAAGACCGGUAGCCAGUCAACAAUUGCCGACAGGGCGUGUUAUAGACUACGGACACCGUGGCGUCAACCAGUACACUGCAAACAACAAUAGACUGAACAACAACAGUAGGCGAGCCGAAUUCCGUGGAAUGAAUAAUAACGCUCGGGGAGCGAACGAAAAUGGAUUCGGCACUAAUACGCAACGCUUUGAUUACAACCAUUCGCGCGUGGCAAAUGCACCACCGACGACUGCUCCUUUGCAGCAGAGUCAACAAUGGCCGCUAUCUAAUCAGUCUGCUGCGCAAGAUCGAUCCGUGACGGGUUUGGAACGAUUGGCUCAAAUGCAUCUGAAUCCCAAUCCUGAGGAAAGCAAUCCCAACUAUCCAAGCAAAUUUCUUCUGAUGAACGAUAACAGGCCUAACUGCCUUAGCACAAAGCGUGGUAAGCGUCCGUCGUCCAUUCGCAAGCAAAAAUUGAAGCAAUUGCAACAGCAGCAGCAGCAGGAGCAGCAGCAGGAGCAGCAGCAGGAGCAACAGCUGGAUCAGCAGCAACAACCACAACAACAACUAGAGCCAACAGCAGCCCAACCGGAGCCAGAACCAGCACAACCCGAGCCAAUGCCUAGCCCUAUGGUGUGUAAACAGGAGCCGGAGAUGCAUUUGGAAGAUUUGAGCUCGGAUGAAGACGGCUUGCCAGAUGGUGAUGAUGGUUUUGCAUAUCAAAGCAAUGACGAAUGUGUGAAACCACCCAUCAAACAAGAGCUCUUGGACGAUCGUCCAGAAUCUCCAGUGUCAUCACUGUCCUCGCAAAAUCUUUCCCCAAUACAGAUGAUCGAUAUAGAGGAUCUGCUACUGCCACCGGGGCGCUAUCAGCGACCACUGCGAAUAUGCUUUUUGAUACGUGGCCUACCGGGAAGCGGGAAAUCGCAUCUAGCGCGUCUGAUUAAAAAUAAGGAGCAAUCGUUUGGCCAAUCUCCACGGGUGCUAAGUCUCGACGACUAUUUUCUGGUCGAUAAAGAGGAGGAGGAGAAAGAUCCCGUGACGGGAAGGAUCACAAAGCUUACUAGAUCGCUGUACGAGUUUGACGCGGAAAUGGAGGAUGUGUAUGUGCAGAAUCUGCUGAAAGCAUUCAAGCGUACGAUUUCGGAGCGAUUGUUCGAUUUUGUGAUUGUCGAUUGUUGCAAUCAUCGGCUGGAAACUUACUGUGAAUUUCACAAUUACGCGCGAAGCAACGGUUUUAAGGUGUACACGUGCACGAUGCAAACGGAUGUGGAAGAUUGUGCCCGGCAAAAUAUUCACAACCGAACGGAGGCGGAGAUUCAAGCGUACGCCGACAAUUGGGCCAUGGCUCCGGAUGAUCACGUGCAAAUAAAUUUCAACUCUCUGCUGGAACCGGAGCUACAGGAAGAAACGGACACGAUGGUGGCCGAUAUGGAACUAGUCGGGGACGAUGAGGAGGAGCCGUACGGAGUAGACGACCAGGGCCUGUUGGAACAAAUCAGUACAUCACACGACGACAGUAACGACAGCUUUGCGGAUGGUACUGCUGAGUGUGACUUGUUCGCGAGUAAAUGGGACCACGACGCCAGUGAGCAGAAUUUAGCGAGGCUGGAUGGUACCAGCAAACCCUUGAAGCGACCACCCACACUGGAGGACUAUCUGCAGCUGGACGACGUGAAUGCCGACGAGCAGCACGAGGACGAAUGCCAGGACGGCUCAAAGUCCGGCGGGAAGAAGAAACGCGUACGAUGGGCCGAUGUCGAGGAGCGCAAAGCGCAGGAAAAGAUGCGUCAACUAGGAUUCGUGGUCGGCGUCACGGACUGGAGGCGCAUGAUGGACCCGUCCGAAGGAUCCAGCGCGCUCACGCAAACGAAGUACAUCGAGAGGGUGAAGAAACAGUCCUAGGAGGACGGAUGUUUCAAUUGCGCUGAAUGUAGUAAGUGAGAUGUAGGGGGAGCUUCAAUGGACUGAUUUGGGAUUUCCCCGUUGAAUGUGAGUGGAAAUGGAAUGGCUUCCUGUAUGGGAACUAGGAAACAUUGUGCACGCGCAUACUAAUCGAUCAUUAUUGCAGGUGUGUCGAGCAGGGUGUGUCGCAUAAUAUGUUUUUUACGUUUGUGUGUGGGUGUGUGUUUUUUCGUUUUCGUACACCGAACAAGGAUCCGGUGUUGGAACUUCAGCAAUUAGUAAGACAAAUCGUGUUUUAUUGGCAGUUAUGUACGGUAUGCUACACGCGAGAGCGUUCAAUAGAAAUAACGAUCUGAUUUUCAUCACAAUGUAUAGCUCAAUUGGUGAAUUGCAACUGCGCAAUAAACAGAACAGAAGAACUUGGCUACAUAAUAGAACGCACACGAAGCUUUUG